AUGGGCUGCGUGAGCUGGCGUGGACGGGCGCGGGCUGGGACUUUAAUCCUGGUUGCUAUCCUCUCCAUCUUCGUCGGGAAGGUCGCCUUCGUCCCGGAGAUGUCAAAGUCUUGCAGUUCCUGGAAGAGCCAGCGUGGUGCUCACUGGACGCGCUCCUCCAAGCCGGUGUUGGUGGCCGUGAACCAAAGCCCGAGCAAUUCGAAGCUGCAUCGUAUGGCCUCCAUCGCGAGCUCUUCCAGUGACAGCCAAACCGGGAUGAGUGUCCCGGAUGCUGCAGCGAUCAUCGCAGGGACCGCCCUUGGGGGUGGAUUCCUGGCGCUUCCGAGUGUGACGGCGCCUAUGGGUGUCAUGCCAGCCAUCUUCGGUCUGAUCGUGGUCUGGGCUUUCCUUGCGGCAGUCGGCCUGGUAUAUGCAGAGGCUUCAGUUUACACCUUGGCCGAAAAGGCCAAGCUCAUGGAAGAUGCCGAGAAACCUGCUGAGGAGGACCGCGCACUGAUGCAAGACGAGGGCGUGUCUGUUGUCUCGGUGGCGCAGAGGGCCCUCGGCGACACAGCGGCUGUGAUUUGCUCGCUCGCGUUUGCCUCGCAAAUGCUGGCGGUGGUCACUGCUCAGGUGGCCAAGUCAGGAGAGCUGGUGUCGACACUCACAGGUCUGCCAUACAUCGCGGGCUGCAUUGUUCCAAGUGUAUUGGUGGGCCUUUUCGCUUUUGAGACGCCGCCCCGCAUCGUAGAGCAGAGCAACACAGUGCUGGCCGCUACCAUGGUUGGUGGCUUCCUCUUCCUGAUUGUCAGCACUGUGGGUGCCAACUUGUCGCAGUUGCCGGCGGCGCUGUCGGCGCUUCCGCCUGCCGACUGGGGACUGCUCAUUCCCGCCGCAUCAUCGACCUGGGCUCUACCAAUCUUCUUCAACCUCCUUUGCUUUGGGCAGUCUAUUCCGCUGGUAGUUGAGCGCAUGGGUCCGAACAACACGGGCAAG
Molecule: messenger RNA, 975 nt
Organism: Symbiodinium sp. CCMP2456
Lineage: Eukaryota; Dinophyceae; Suessiales; Symbiodiniaceae
Source: the annotation of a GenBank genome assembly